AUGUUGGGCUCUAAGAGUUUUCAGAACGGCUGGGCCAAGCUGUUGGCCUGGCUGUUCUUCCUGCUUGCUGCUUCUCAGCUCUGCAUCGCGGCACCUUACACUACUGAGCUUGCUGUUCGCGAUGGUCAACAUCUCUACGCCAGGGUCAUGACUCCUGAGCUAGAAGCCUACGAGAAGAAGCUCGACGAAAGCAAGAAAGCUGACACAUACGUCGAACAAGAUCAGACCAAGUUUGUAGACUUCACUGCUGCUGGUAAUCACGUUGUUGGAAGCUCAUCAUUCGCUGGCUGCUUCGGUGUCAUCCUUGCGACCAAGCAAGGUGCCAUUGUCGCCCAUUACAACCUUGACCAAAAGGGCUUAGACACAGCCAAGAAGAGAAUUACCGACGAAUACAACGACCACAACGAUAAGGUUGGAGGCGCUGAGGCCCACCUUUACUCUGCCAUAACCUAUGCAACUGGGGCGCUUGUUGAGGAAAAUCUGUACAACGAGUACAAGGAGUUUCUCACAGGUCUUGUUGGAAAAGAGCCAAAGGACCACCACUACACUGAGGCUCUUGAGACUCUUUCCGACGAAGAUCUUGAAAACGAGAACUGGGAUGAGAAUGCAGUGAGCGGUGGUUUCGUCGUGGAGAAUCCUGGUGGUGGCGGUGCUGAUACCAAUCUCUUCUUCAUUACCAUUGAACGACAGAGAGUCAGUGCUCAGGGGCCUGGUAAGUGA
Messenger RNA from Fusarium musae, 720 nucleotides. RefSeq lists its product as uncharacterized. The transcript is spliced from 2 exons. The record is from RefSeq and is a predicted model, not a curated record. NCBI's taxonomy places the organism in Eukaryota, Fungi, Ascomycota, Sordariomycetes, Hypocreales, Nectriaceae. The coding region runs from base 1 to 720 and encodes 239 amino acids.